Messenger RNA from Tigriopus californicus, 840 nucleotides. RefSeq lists its product as uncharacterized. The coding region runs from base 31 to 840 and encodes 269 amino acids. The transcript is spliced from 5 exons. The record is from RefSeq and is a predicted model, not a curated record. NCBI's taxonomy places the organism in Eukaryota, Metazoa, Arthropoda, Copepoda, Harpacticoida, Harpacticidae.
AUAAGUGAGAGGUUCCCUCAGUCGAGCACAAUGAGGCAUUCCGUUUGGAAGGGCUUCUUUUUCUUCUUGACUUUUAUUGGUGGCUUCAUAAGACCAACCACGUGUCAAUUUUGGUUCGAACAAACGGAUUCCGAGAUUCUGCGAUAUGAUCGAUUAGAUGAGCAAACUGACAUUGGAACGGCUGUAACAGAAGAUUACGCUGGAGCAAUGGAUUACCGAUGGUUUUUGAAUGAAGCUGACAAUGAUUCACCUAAAGCUGCCCAUUUGAAAGUGGUCAUGAAGCACAACCAUAUUGCCCCUGUUUCAGAUUACUUGGAGCCAAAUAUUUCGGCUGAAGUUCGGAUGAAGUACGUCAAAGACGCCGUUCAAUUUGGGAUGUUACAACCCUCCAACACCAACAACCAUGGGUUCGAACGGAAAGGAAUGGAUCACUUUCUCAUGGGUACAAAUGAUUACCUUAACGGCAACAUAGCAGAAUACAAUCUUAGAUUGCCUCGUCUCCCCAAGCUCAAGCGCUCGGUUCUCUCGUUCCAUCAUUUAUGUGGAACCAAGUCUUCAGUUCAACCAGAGGGCGAAUGUCAAAUUUGGGUAGAAAUGACAAAGGCCAACUGGUCCGACCAGCGAGGAAGCCUUAUCCACAAAAUUGAUCCAAUCAGGUUCUUCAACAAUAAAACAGUUCACACAAUCUCGGAAUGGCAGCACGAAAAGAUACCUAUACCCCCUUUGGUUGAAUUUGAAACUUUUCGCCUGAACUUGCGGGGGCGCCACGACAAGGACAAUGCAAUUCUUGGUCUGGAUAACAUUCAUAUCGGAACUCGAGAGCGAUGCUCUCCCAGGUGA